This is a messenger RNA of Amphibalanus amphitrite, 2467 nucleotides long. RefSeq lists its product as uncharacterized. Lineage: Eukaryota; Metazoa; Arthropoda; Thecostraca; Balanomorpha; Balanidae. The record is from RefSeq and is a predicted model, not a curated record. Bases 82 to 2112 code for a protein of 676 amino acids. The transcript is spliced from 14 exons. Gene Ontology annotation, biological process: receptor guanylyl cyclase signaling pathway; intracellular signal transduction; cGMP biosynthetic process. Gene Ontology annotation, molecular function: peptide receptor activity; guanylate cyclase activity.
GACUUGGAGCUGGGGCCCGCACGGCAGCGGCAGCACCCUGAGGACCGGCCCACCAGCCGGCCCGCCAGCACGCCGCCAGCCAUGCCCAGCAAGAAGAAGAGCAAAGAUGGCGACGUGAAAGAGAAUCCAAAGGAAGGCGGCAGCGGCGGAGGUGGCGGAGGAGGCGGCGAGAGGAACGAGAGUGAGACGAUGGAGAUGAAGCUGCCUCCCAACCCGCGGCGUCUCUCCGGCAUCUCCAUCGACAGCGAGGACUCUACCAAGAUGGUGGAGGUGAAGACGGGCUGUUGUGGUAUGGAUCCGACAACCGGCCGAGGGAAGCAGCUCCAUCUGAUCCAGAUGCUGCUGCUCCCCUUCAUUCCCAUCAUGGCGCUCAUCAUCCAGAACGUGGUCAACAUGGUGACCGUGCUCGAGUCGCAGGCGGAUAUGCAGAAGACCAUCGAACAAGUGCAAAUCAGUACCGACCUGGGAAACGUCACUGAAGCACUGCAGUCGGAGCGAGCCGAGAUUGCCUUCUUCCUCUUCACCAACGGCUCUGUGAUCCGGAGAAAUCUCUCCGAGCACUUUCAGUACACUAACCAGCUGAUUGAUAACCUUCAGUGGCCGGAGUUUCGGAUAGAUGACAAGCUAUUCCUGAACAAGUUUUUGUUUCGCAUCAGGCUCGACGACUUUCGAGAUAAAAUUAGAAAGUUUGAUACGCCAUCAAUUGACGCGGGAAUAGCGUUCUACAACCGGGCAAACUACAUCUUUCUCGAUCAGCUCACCCGGGAGAUCAAGGAAAAGGAUGCCAGUGGCGUCUGGCGUCCGCUUCUAGCCUAUAAGAACAUGAUUCGAGCCAUUGAGCAUCUGGGUAUCAGCAUGGUCUUCGGAGAACAAUACUUUGGCAGAGGCGACCUCGACCAGAGUAGCUACAUUGAGUUUGUCACCAACGACGCCCUCGGCCAGGAUUUUCUCAACAGCAGUCAAAACUUCGCCUACUGGAUCAAAGAUCGAUACGUCCAGCUACAGAGCAUGUACCCCUGGUACUCCAACAUCACCCGACGUCGCCACGAGAUCCUUCUCAGAGAGAAGAUCGAACCCGACUUCGAGAAGGCCACCGAGUACUUUUACGCCAUGCUGGGCUAUCUAGACGCCCUGAAAACCAUCCAGUACGAAAUCAGACACGAGGUGGAGAACACUAUACGGGAGGGCGUGCGAGCGCUCAACUCUGAGGUGGUUGUCGGCCUGGCGCUGCUGGUUAUCGUGCUGCUCAUCUCCCCCAUCAUCAUCCUGUUGGUGCGCAUGGUCACCAGGACGCUGCAGGCCUUUUCGGAAACACUUCUGGAGAAGACACAUGAGCUUAGCAACGAGAAGAAGCGAUCCGACAAGCUGUUGUACCAGAUGUUGCCGCCAACGGUGGCGCAGCAGCUGAGACAGAGGAAACAGGUGUCCACGGAGGUGCACGAGUCGGUCACUGUCUACUUCAGCGACAUCAUCGGCUUCUACGAGCUCGCCGCCGAGAGCACUCCUCUGCAGGUAAUUUCGCUGCUGAACGUCAUCUACAAGAUGUACGACUCUCAGAUCGACUGUUAUGACGUGUACAAGAUCGACACCGUGGGUGACGCCUACAUGGUCUCCAGCGGUCUGCACAUGAGGAGACCAGACACCAACCACGCGGCAGAGGUGGCCCACAUGGCGCUGGACCUACUCACCGGUACUGAAAACUUUGUCAUCCCGCACAUGCCCGGGGAGAAACUGAAAAUACGGAUCGGCAUCCACACGGGACCGGUGGUGGCCGGCGUGGUGGGCACCAAGAUGCCGCGCUACUGCCUGUUUGGAGACACCGUGUCCACGGCCUCACGACUGGAAUACACCGGACAGCCGUUCAAGAUCCACAUCUCGAGCGCCACCCGCAGCAUGCUGGAGCCCACCCAGGGCGGUUUCAUUGUGGUCCCGCGCGGGGAGGUGGAUGUUCACAGGAACAAGCCGAAGAUGGAGACGUUCUGGCUGGUGGGUCGCCACAACGACACGAAGAAGCGCAAGGAGAAGUUGGACCAGGAGAGCGUCAGCAAGGGCACCAGCGGCAGGAAAAAGAGGGGAAACCCUUCAGUCAUCAAGAAAAUCCUCUGCAAAUAGUCGCACUUACCUGUGGCGAGCGAUUCGCGGAACUACCAUUGCCGCCUGGUGCGAGUAGGGCUACUGCCAUCUAGGGCUACUGCUGCUGCUGUCACUACCACUGCUGCUCCUGUCGUUUCUGGUAGUGAUGGUGGUGGCGAUGUGGUCGAUAAUGAUGGUACUUCUGCUGCCAGUGUGCGCAGAGGCCACAGUGACGAGACAGAUUCCGUCGCGGAGCUGCGAGUGUGGUUCGAAAUGGACCGUGAAAACCCGGCAGAGACCAGAGUGUCCUAGUCAAUGUGAGCGCACUGUGGAGAGCUAUGGGCUGUUGUGCACUGAAUACAGACCGAAAUAAACUGAAGAUUUAGAUGGCAUA